UAUACUACCACUAUGCCUAUCUAUCUGAGCAUGCAAAGAGUCCGCUUCUCCAGCCCAGACGCUUACGAGAAGUUCAAGGUUCUCUUUGCCGACACACGACGCCAUCUUAUGACACUCCCAGGAUUUCUACACCUAACCUGGUGGGAACAUCCCGACGACAGAAGCUGGUAUAACGAAUGCAGUUUCUGGACCAGCCGUGGCGCUCUGUACGACUAGCACAAGAA
Molecule: messenger RNA, 224 nt
Organism: Fusarium verticillioides 7600
Lineage: Eukaryota; Fungi; Ascomycota; Sordariomycetes; Hypocreales; Nectriaceae
Exons: 1
Coding region: 13-216 (67 amino acids)
Source: RefSeq, a predicted model, not a curated record